This is a messenger RNA of Mycetomoellerius zeteki, 1531 nucleotides long. RefSeq lists its product as uncharacterized. Lineage: Eukaryota; Metazoa; Arthropoda; Insecta; Hymenoptera; Formicidae. The coding region runs from base 322 to 1518 and encodes 398 amino acids. The transcript is spliced from 4 exons. The record is from RefSeq and is a predicted model, not a curated record.
AUCCCGGGAGCUAAAAUAAAACGCGACAUUAUAGCGGAAAAUAUAACAAAGCAAGGAAAAAGAUUACCUGUAUGUUCCAUAAAAAGAAUUCCGGCGACAAACAAUUUCGUCUACGAAUUUAAUCCGUUUGUCAAUAUCGAACAGUCACGUCCAUUAACGUCACAGACUAAUUUGUGCCGUAAAAAUCACUCUGCGCAAACGUUGCCUCAUUCUAAAACAAACUUUGUGAAACGGAGGUCAUCCGCUGUCUUACCGGAAUUGAAGUCACAUAUCGAUUUUGUGACAAAUGAUCCAGAUUCGAAUGUAACGAAUUCUUCCCCGAUGAAAAAUACUUGCCUUCCGAUACUUGGUAGAGAGAAUUCGACGAGGAUACUAAACAAACAAGUUGACAAAGAAUUCGAGCAAGACGAUAUAGAUCGCGAAGUGGAGAAAGUAAAGUCUGCGUGGCAAGAAUUACGAGGAGAAAAAGACUGGACGAAGGGUAAGGAUCGCAUUGACAAUGUCCGAACGAAAAAACUGUACGAGAUAUUAGAGAAGAUGACGUGCGAAAUAGACAGAGUUCAAAAAAAUUACAUGGAUCCCAAGGCGAAUCGUUACUUGCACAAAAGCGCGAACAAUGUUUUCAAAACGAGCAAGCCAAGUUUACAGGAAGAAGCUGAAAUUAUGAGAAGCUUAAUCUUUCCCGACAGAAAAGCGAGAACCAAAUCAGCAGUUUCUCAUCUGAGAAACGUCGAUAGCGAAAUAAUUGGUAAAGAUAUGGCAAGGAUACGAUUCGACGAAGGUAUGGAAAAUAUUUUAACGGAUAAACAACCAAAUAAGAAUUUCCUUUCAUCGAAAUACACUGCGAAAAAGCGGUCUAUACAUACUGAAGCGCACGAGUACGACAUUCCCGAUGAUAUUGGAUCAGUUCAUACAAUUGCAUUAAAUAAGAAACAAGAUACAGCUGUUACAGAUAUUGUGAAGCCAAAGUUUACAGAUGAAAACUGGAUAAGGGCGAAGACAAGAUCUUCCAUCGAGGAGUAUCUGCAGCAUCACACUGAUAAUAUUCAUAAAUCAUACGGCAUCGAAGAGAAAAAGGAAGAGUAUUCUCGAAGUGUGAAACCAUCUGUAAGCGAUAUUGAAAAUAUUCUAACAAGUCAUAAUAUUGGACCGCACAUGUUGUAUGAAAAUUUCGAAAGACACAGCAACGGCUACGAUUCGGAAAAUUACGCAAGUGAGGACGAUGCAUAUCACUCUUACUCGAAUAGUGCAACUAAUGCUACACAAACGACAUCCGUUGAUACUAUCCAAGAGAAUAAAAAAAUUCAUGAUAUGUCCCUCGAGAAUACGGGAUUAUAUAACGAUACACGACCGACGAAAGCGGUCGAUGCGAAAUCUUUCAAUAUUCGGAGACAGUUGAGCGCAACAAAUUUCCAAGAUAACGCUUUCAUUAAAAUGGGAUUAAACGAAAAUUUAUCGAGAGACACGCUGUCGCAAAUAAUGCAGUCGGAAUACUUGAGAAAGGACUUAUCUUUAUAAUAUCUGCUAUAUA